AUGGGGGCGCUUGUGCUGUCCACCGCCGACCCCGUCGCCAAGGCGCGGCUCACCCACGCCGCCUUCUCCCGGUGGGCCGCCGGGCUCCCCGUCGGACAGGCAACGGCCCCCGACCACCCCGCUAGGCCCGAUAAGCCCCUCGUGGUUGAGGCGUUUCGUCGAGCAGGAGGUGGGUGGUGGAUGAUUGGGCGUUGCUGCUCACCUGUGCACAAGGAGAUGGGGGUGCCACUCAACGCGUACAUGCUGCACAACCUGGCGCACGUCGAGCUCAACGCCAUCGACCUCGCCUGGGACACCGUCGUGCGGUUCGCGCCGCUCAGGGAUACCCUGGGGGACGGGUUCUUCGCCGAUUUCGCGCGUGUGGCGGAUGACGAGAGCCGACAUUUUCGGUGGUACUCGCAGCGGCUCGCCGAGCUCGGGUUCAGUUAUGGUGAUAUGCCUGUUCACAAUCUUCUGUGGAGGGAGUGUGCAAAGUCCUCAAGUGACGUUUCUGCACGAUUGGCAGUGAUUCCUUUGGUCCAGGAAGCCAGAGGCCUUGAUGCUGGACCAAGAUUAGUGCAAAGGUUAUUUGGUUUUGGGGACCAUCGAUCUGCAGACAUUGUGGCACGAGUAGCAGAGGAAGAGCUUGCACAUGUUUCUGUAGGUUUGUAUUGGUUUCUCAAAGUAUGCCAAAUGAUGGGUCGUGAACCGGGUGAUACUUUUAAAGACUUGAUAAAGGAGUACGGCGUUGUACUGAAGGGUCCAUUCAACUAUCUGGUUCGCGAUGAAGCUGGUAUACCCCGUGAAUGGUAUGACGAGAAGUUCAAACAAGAAGCUGCACAAAAACUUUCAGAGGUCCAUGACAGACUAGCUUGUAUUGUUGAGAUGGAGAAAGAGAAUGCAAGUUUGAAUGGCUAA
Molecule: messenger RNA, 897 nt
Organism: Miscanthus lutarioriparius
Lineage: Eukaryota; Viridiplantae; Streptophyta; Magnoliopsida; Poales; Poaceae
Source: the annotation of a GenBank genome assembly